AUGAAAACUGGAACAACGAUUUUCCCAAUAAAAAAAGCAUCAAGAGGCCAGUUUCAAGCUUUGCGAAACGUCCAGCCGGCUAAGCCUCGCGUACAAUGGGCGAACGUUCGCAGUAACUCAGUACCGACACGUUCAUACGUUCGAGUACAGUCGCCUGCACAAGCCGCAAACGUGCGGAGGAAUCCGUGGGAGGGGGGACCCCCUCCCCCGACCGUGCGACGUCCUGUCACUGACAAAUGGCCCGAAGGAGAGCUCGACCCCGGCACCCUCUCCAGCCUCGGCGUGUAG
This is a messenger RNA of Parnassius apollo (apollo), 288 nucleotides long. NCBI's taxonomy places the organism in Eukaryota, Metazoa, Arthropoda, Insecta, Lepidoptera, Papilionidae. The record is from the annotation of a GenBank genome assembly.